Molecule: messenger RNA, 225 nt
Organism: Rangifer tarandus platyrhynchus (Svalbard reindeer)
Lineage: Eukaryota; Metazoa; Chordata; Mammalia; Artiodactyla; Cervidae
Source: the annotation of a GenBank genome assembly
AUGUCGGGGAACGGAGCUGUGUGGGGUCGCGUGCGUAGCCGCCUCCGCGCCUUCCCCGAGUGUCUAGCGGCCUGUGGGGCCGAGGCCGCGGCCUACGGCAGGUGCGUGCAGGCGUCCACGGCCCCGGGCGGCUGCUUGAAGAAGGAUCUAUGUGCGCAGGAGUUCGAGGCUUUGCGGAGCUGCUUCGCUGCUGCGGCCAAGAAGACCCUGACAGGAGGCCAUUAG